AUGGUCCGGCAAACGAGGAGUAAGGUCAAGGGAGCGGGCGCGGAGGCGCCUCGGUCUCCGCGCAGCGCGCGAUCCCCGCGGCGGUGCAGGGCGGCUGGAGUCGGGGAGCCCGAGCCCGGGACCCGGGAGGCGGAGGACCAGCGGGCUGCGCCGCAGCCUGUGCUCCUAGGAGGCGGGACCGUGCCCCGGGGCGUCCGCAGUUACACCCCACGGAGGAGCCGAAACUUGAGCGCGCAGAAUUCCUCUCAACUGGAAGAGAUCGCCAGGUCCCUCCUCGGCCGCUUCCAAUCCCUCAACAGUUUCCUGGAGCAGUUUCGCGAAAAGGUGCAGGUAUUGCAGACGCGGCGCUUCUCCAGCAAGACCACCUACUGCAUCGCUGCCUUUUUGGGAAUUUUGCACUGGAUACACUUAAUCACGCUUUUUGAAAAUGAUCGUCAUUUUUCUCACCUCUCAUCUUUGGAACGGGAGAUGACUUUUCGCACUGAAAUGGGCCUUUAUUAUUCCUACUUCAAGACCAUUAUCGAUGCACCUUCAUUUUUGGAAGGGUUGUGGAUGGUUAUGAACGACAGGCUUACUGAAUACCCACUGGUCAUAAACACAGUGAAACGCUUCCAUCUUUACCCAGAGGUAGUCAUAGCCUACUGGUAUCGCACAUUCACUGGAAUAAUGAAUUUUUUGGGGAUAGAAACAAAGACCUGUUGGAACGUCACCAGAGUAGAGCCUCUUAAUGAAGUUCAGAGCUGUGAAGGAUUGGGAGACCCGGCUUGUUUUUACGUUGGCGUGAUUUUUAUUUUAAAUGGAUUAAUGAUGGGAUUGUUCUUCAUAUAUGGUACAUACUUGAGUGGAAGUCAAUUAGGAGGUCUAGUUACAGUAAUGUGCUACUUUUUCAACCAUGGAGAGGCUACCCGUGUGAUGUGGACACCUCCUCUCCGUGAAAGUUUUUCAUAUCCAUUCCUUGUACUUCAAAUGUAUAUUUUAACUAUGAUUCUCAGGACCUCAAACACUCGUGGACAACAGUAUGCUGCCCUCUGUGCUUCCAAUGUUGCUUUCAUGCUUCCCUGGCAGUUUGCUCAGUUUAUACUGUUUACACAGAUAGCCUCAUUAUUUCCCAUGUAUGUUGUGGGAUACAUUGAGCCAAGCAAAUUUCAGAAGAUCAUUUACAUGAACAUGAUUUCAGUUAUCCUUUGUUUCAUUUUGAUGUUUGGAAACCCAAUGUACUUAAGUUCUUACUAUUCUUCGUGCUUGUUAGUGACAUUGGCAUUAAUUCUAAAGAAAAAUAAAAUUCAAAGAUUGCGAGUGUCUGAACUCAGCUUCUGGGUAAUCCAAGGUUGUGCUUGGUGGUCUGGAACAAUUCUUUUGAAGUUUCUGACAUCUAAAAUCUUAGGUGUUUCAGACCACAUUCGCCUGAGUGACCUUAUAGCAGCCAGAAUCUUAAGGUAUACAGAUUUUGAUACCUUAAUAUAUACCUGUGCCCCUGAAUUCGACUUCAUGGAAAAAGCGACUCCACUGAGAUACACAAAGACGUUAUUGCUUCCACUUGUUCUGGUGAUUACUUAUUUUAUCUUUAAAAAGAUUAUUUAUGAUACUUUGUGUGUCCUAUCUACAAACACUUAUCUAAGAAAACAGCUCCUUGAUCACGGUGAGCUGGUUUUUCACACACUGCAGUUGUUAGCAUUCACAGGCCUUUCCAUUUUAAUCAUGAGGCUGAAGCUGUUUUUGACACCACACAUGUGUAUUAUGGCGUCCUUGAUCUGCUCCCAACGGCUCUUUGGCUGGCUUUUUUGCAGAGUUCAUUUUGAGAAUGUUGUCUUUGGUGUUCUAACAGUGAUGUCAAUACAAGGUUGUGCAAACCUCCAUAAUCAAUGGAGCAUUAUAGGAGAAUUUACUAAUUUGCCCCAGGAAGAACUUAUACAAUGGAUCAAAUACAAUACCAGACCAGAUGCUGUUUUUGCAGGUGCCAUGCCUACAAUGGCAAGCAUCAAGCUAUCUACACUUCACCCCAUUGUGAAUCACCCACACUAUGAGGAUGCAGACCUGAGGGCUCGAACAAAAAUAGUGUAUUCUGCAUAUAGUCGAAAAUCUGCAAAAGAAGUGAGAGAUAAAUUAAUGGAAUUACAUGUGAAUUAUUAUGUUCUAGAAGAGGCAUGGUGUGUUGUGAGAACUAAACCUGGCUGCAGCAUGCUUGAAAUCUGGGACAUAGAAGACCCUUCCAAUGCCGCUAAUGCUCCCCUGUGUAGGGUUCUGCUCAAGGAUGCGAGGCCUUACUUCACCACGGUGUUCCAGAAUAGCAUAUACCGAGUACUGAAGGUUAACUGAAAGUUAGGCUACCCACUAUGAUGUGGUUUGAAGUGUGUCAAAAAAAAUGCAAACAGACAUUUUUUGCCCUAUUUACAUUAAUGAAACUCACAUGCUUUAGGAAACAUUCAAAAAUGAGAUGAUAAAUUCAUUUUAAGUUAUCUGAUUACUGAAUAAAAAUUGCUUCAUUGUUUCACAUUAAAUGUAAGCUCUAUUAAGCUUGUGAUAUAAAUGAUCAAGACAUUUCAUACUUUAUCAUAAGCAAAUGUUCACUUUAGAAUUUUAAAGAAACAUGCAUGUAAAAGAACAAUGGAAUUAAGAAAUCAAGGAGGCAUAAAUUCUUUUCAGUCUCACAAGGUGAAUUGCUUCAGAUUUCCCCCAGUACCGGUGACUAAGCUGACUGCAGAAUCGGAUGCUGAUGGCCACCUCUGUGCCUCCGAGGAAGCUAGAGUCGUGUCUCCUCCAGUGGUUUAUUGUACAAGCCCAAGAAGUUGGCGACUUCGAAAAAUCAUUUCUACUUAAAGUGUUUCUUAAACACCUUGAUUUGUCAUUUUCCACUGAUUGAUUUCCAUACUAUGCACAACAGAUAAUUAGUCUGUUGGUAGAAUACAAUGGUUUUCUUUCAGUAUCCAGAUAAGAUAAAAAUUACUAUGAUAAUACAACCCAAUUUGAGGGUUAGGCAUAACCAGCAAAGAAGAUCCAGUUAAAUUUAUCAAAUGGGAUUUUCAGAUGCCAAACCUUUCAUUAAGGAAAAGCCUCUUUUUUGUGGUGGCCUAUGGCUUACAAGACUAUUUCCAUACUCGAUCUUUGGUAAUAUGUAUUUUUAAGUCCGUGAUUAGUUUUUGUUUAUGUUGAGGAAGGUAAUGUAUUAUAAAUGGUCUUUUCCAAUAAAACCCACCCAUCACUUUGAAAAAUGGUAGUUGUCUUGAAGACAGAGUUGGUAAAUGCAGAGAGUAACUUUUUUUUUUUUUCUCUGCGGGAUAAAUACUAAAUAUGCCAGAUCUAUAAGAUUUAAUGUGCAUCUGUGCUAAUCAUCUUGGAGUUUUUAUACUUAGACUUUUCUUGUAUUUUUGGUCCUCUCUACUUGGGUUAACAAAAUAACUCAAUUUUAUAGAUUAUUUUACUUACAAUAAGCAAGUGAUCAUAUAAAAAUUACUUUUCAACUUUCAUAGUUGUAAAAUAUUUUAGUGAAGGACACAAAAUAUCUAAGAAAGCAUGCUACACUUUAACAUUUUCAGUUUUUUUGCUGUAUCUAUGGAGCUAUGAAGAAAGGACAUGUAACACCUAACAUAAAAUUAAAGUAACACAUUUUAGAUGAUGUCAACAUAGAGAAUACUUUAAAGUAAUUGGAAGAAGUUAAUAAAGA
Molecule: messenger RNA, 3661 nt
Organism: Jaculus jaculus (lesser Egyptian jerboa)
Lineage: Eukaryota; Metazoa; Chordata; Mammalia; Rodentia; Dipodidae
Gene: Dpy19l2
Product: dpy-19 like 2
Exons: 22
Coding region: 1-2316 (771 amino acids)
Biological process (GO): spermatid development
Cellular component (GO): nuclear inner membrane
Molecular function (GO): mannosyltransferase activity
Source: RefSeq, a predicted model, not a curated record